AGGACAUGCGAACUACUUCCACCAUUAAUGAUAAAAGAGAUGACGUAUGUGCAAGCGAUGUAGAGAAGGAAGCUGGACACUAUCAUGGAAGUAGCGGCAAUGAUAAUAUUAUUAGGCGUCUGUUGGAUAAUUUCACUACAGGUCUCAGAUUCUGGACGAUGUCCUACAGCAGAUGAUGCCGAUAGAUGUUGUACAGGGGAACGAAUGAUAAACGAGACAUGUGAAAAGUGUGUUGGUUUCUUCGGUGAAAAUUGCGAAAAUCCAUGUCCACCCACUUUCUAUGGAACGAAAUGUACGUCUAAGUGUAAUUGUACAGAAGAUCAGGCGUGCAAUUCGUUUGUUGGAUGUCUUCCAGUUCUGUCUACGCUAAAGAAUAUAUCUUUGCAAGAUGGCAAUCAAAGCAGCCCUGACCUUGGACUUUCGGGAAGUCAGACCUGUGGAAAUCUACUGAUGGGGGUGUUCGCGCUUGGCGGAUCACAGAUAUUACUCCUGGUUUUGUGUGUGAUGGCAAUAUGCAUAAAGUGACAUCCGGACGCAGAGGAUUUUGUGAAGUUGAGGAAGGAGGAAGUUGCUGGAUUGUAAAGAUAUUUUUUCCACAUAAUCUAUCUGGUAGUUAUGCUGGGAAAAAGUGUUUUGGUGCUUUGGAUUUUACUGUUUGACAUAGCAGAUCUAGAUUCUAACAAUUGCCCAACGACAAACAAUGCAGAAAGAUGCUGUGCUGGUUAUAGAAAAAUAAAUGACAGUUGCGCAGUGUGUUUUGGUUUCUUUGGAGAUAAUUGCCAAGAACCAUGUCCUAACGGCUCUUAUGGUAUGAAGUGUGAGGAAACUUGCAGCUGUACUACAGAGGAAUAUUGCAACCAAUAUGUCGGAUGUCUGCCAUAUAUGACCAAGAAGAAUUUUUCACUUUCAGCGCAAUCAUCCACACAAGUAAACACGAGCAUCGAUAAAGAGGACAUAGAAGAUUGGAUCGACUGCGAUACCUUAAAUGUGGUCUUUUAUGUCCUCUGUGGUACUCAGGCGUUUGUCAUCCUUUCCUGCGUUGUGAUGUUCUGUUGGUGGAGGUGUUCAAAAACUUCUCAACAGAAUUCAGGAUGUGACAAAUUUCCAGACUCGGCAAACCGAAAUGAAUAUCCGAGUGUACGAACGAGAAAUGGAGACUCUGUAAAUCUGGACCAUCUUUCUCGCUCACGUGACUCGAACACACUCUCUAAUCACUACGACCGGUGCCAGUUCACCAGAGGAGAAAUAAUAAACAAUCCUCCGGGAGAAUAUAGUGUAAGUGGCUUGAACAAUAAACAAAAUUUUGGCAGCUUUGAAUCGAAUAACAUUUCCAGUUUUAGAAAUAAUGCAACGACAGUUUCUGGACCCGAGUUUGCUGCACAUAAUAUGGGAUCUCACUGUCCCUCGAUUAAUGCACCAUCCACAUCUACUCAUCCCACGAGGCCAUACAGUUUAGUGAAACAAGAUAGAGAAGAUGCAGACAAAAGUUUCAAUUUCGCUUCCGCUGAAGGAGGAUCCAAAGAUGACGAUGGAUACCACAGACUUAUUCCACUGUAAUGAAGUUCAAUGUACCUACAACCAUUUCAUAUCAAACCAGCCAUUUUUACGUUCAUUAUAUCUUAUCUAUAGUACGAUCUAUAAGGGUGGUAUAUUGAUAUUCAAAUCCUCCAUAUCUUUGCAGUACAGAAGGAUUACAUACGAGAUUUCGAAUAGUAGAAUCAUAGAGGGGAGAACGUGGUAUGGUACACUCAUUUUUGUCAUGCAAUUGUGCCUUCAGGAUUAUUAACACACAAUACUGGCUUUCUUCAAUUAAGGUGAAGAUAACGAACAGUGAUCAAUAUCAUAACUCCUAUAAGCAAUACAAAAUAGAGAGUUAGGCAAACACUGACCCCUGGAUAUACCAGAGGUAUGAUCAGGUGCCUAGGAGGAGUAAGCAUCCCCUGUCGACCGGUCACACCCGCCGUGAAUCCUAUAUUCCGAUCAGGUAAACGGAGUUAUCCAGGUGAUAUGCAGGUUCUAAAAUGCACGUAGUAUCCUUUUUCAAAGUAAGGGUGAGUUAACUUCACAUUGUCUGAAAAUUCGUCACAAACUCCCACCCCACUCUAAAAAACCUUGAAUUCGUAGUUCUGUCUAAACCUCAGUAUCCAAAAUUGAGGAGAGCGGCGGUGAGGGGACAAAAGAUCAAUCCUUCAGUACACGGCUUCAUUUAAUCGGUUCAAGCCUUCAAUUACCAUUCAUCAAUGAUAUGAAAUGGAGACAACCAGCCAUUAAAUUCAAUUUUGCUUUUAAAAGUAACGGACUUUGCAUAUACACAUAUGACAGAAAAUGCACAUUGUCAGAUUGGGGGUGACUGUGUCAGAUUGGGGUGACUGUCAGAUUAGGGGGCGACUGUGUCCGAUUGGGGUGACUGUCAGAUUGGGGGUGACUGUGUCAGAUUGGGAAUGACUGUGUCAGAUUGGGGGUGACUGUGUCAGAUUGGGGAUAACUGUAUCAGAUUGGGGGUGACUGUGUCAGAUUGGGGGUGGUUGUGUCAGAUUGGGGAUAACUGUAUCAGAUUGGGGGUGACUGUGCCAGAUUGGGGGUGACUGUGUCAGAUUGGGGAUAACUGUAUCAGAUUGGGGGUGACUGUGUCAGAUUGGGAGUGACUGUGUCAGGUUGGGGGUGGUUGUGUCAGAUUGGGGGUGGUUGUGUCAGCAUCCCCUUCCCCUCUUGCUACGUGUUUGCUGCAUUCAAACACGAGGAAACAUGUACAUAAUGUUUACUAUGUGACAGAUACGGAGUUCACGUGUGAUGAUUCGUAUCUCUUGAGGUGUGCAAGGUUCAGUAUCUAGAUGUACCACAUGCGCACGCACACACUAUACUGCACUGUUGGUUUUGACAGCGCUACCUGUAUAACAGUCUUAUUCUGAUGUAUGAAUUUAGCAAAGCGGUUAACAAAUAACGUACACUGUUCUUGUUAGUUAGUUUAUUGAAACCUUGAGAAACAUCUCAUUGGUAUGGUACAGUUAUAUAAUAAUCAAGUAACAAUAUACUAGUGAGUAUAACGAUGUGAAAAGAAUCAUUUGAUCAAAUAUGGAGGAUGGACAAGCAUAAUUAUAAUAUCUUAUAAGUUUCUUAGGCUCAGUGCCUUUAUCAAAAGCCUUGCUAAAUUACAUAAUGCUUUUCUGUUAUUGAGAAAAGUUGCACAAGUUUGAACAUGAAUGGUCGAGUAAAAUAAUAUCGUUUGAUGUAUGUUUUUCGUAAACUUUGAUUUCCGUAAAUUAGUAUUUUUUAUUAAUAUAUUUUUCUGUGAAUAUUUGUAAAUAAAUUAUUAACUUUU
Molecule: messenger RNA, 3319 nt
Organism: Ostrea edulis (European flat oyster)
Lineage: Eukaryota; Metazoa; Mollusca; Bivalvia; Ostreida; Ostreidae
Exons: 10
Coding region: 616-1557 (313 amino acids)
Source: RefSeq, a predicted model, not a curated record